ACAAUUCCAGCAGGAAAUAGGAAGAAAAUUGGAAUUUAGAAGAAGUUAGAGAUGGAAAGUGUGUGUGUAACAGGAGCUGGAGGAUUCAUUGCCUCUUGGGUUGUCAAGAUGCUCUUGAGCAAAGGUUAUACUGUAAGAGGAACAGUCCGCAAUCCUGAUGAUGGAAAGUAUGGGCAUCUGAAAGAGUUGGAAGGGGCAGCAGAGAGGCUUGAGCUUGUGAAGGCUGAUAUUCUGGACUAUGACAGCUUGGUGACAGCUAUGAGUGGGUGUAAAGGAGUCUUCCACACAGCUUGCCUUUUGACUGGUGAUCAGGAACAAGUGCUGGAGGCCGCUGUGAAUGGCACUGUAAAUGUAUUGAAGGCAUGCAAAGAAUUGGGAGUGAAGCGUGUAAUACUUACGUCCACCAUUGGUGCCGUUUACCUCGACCCCAAAAGGAGUCCACAGGACGUAGUCGAUGAAGACUGCUGGAGCGACCUUGAUUACUGCAUUGAAACCAAGAACUGGUAUUGCUAUGCAAAGACAGUGGCAGAGAAAGCAGCGUGUACUUAUGCAGAAGAGGUGGGUAUGGAUUUGAUAAGGAUUAAUCCCAGUAUUGUAUUGGGCCCUCUGCUCCAGCCCACUGUGAAUGCCAGCACUGCUCAUGUUUUCAAAUAUUUAACUGGGUCGGCGAAGACAUAUAUAAAUGCAACUCAGGUUUACGUGGAUGUGAGAGAUGUGGCAAGAGCGCAUAUAUUGCUCUAUGAAACUCCCUCUGCCUCUGGUCGAUAUCUUUGUGCAGAAAGAAGCCUCCACAGAGGAGAGCUUGUGGAUAUGUUAGCACAGAUGUUCCCACAAUACCCACUUCCUACCAAGUGUUCGGAUGAGGUAAAUCCAAGGAAAGUGGGAUACAAAUUCAGCAAUCAAAAGCUAAAGGAAUUGGGUGUCUCAUUUACUCCCAUAAAACAAUGUUUGGCUGACACAGUAGGCAGUCUCAGGGACAAGGGCCUUCUUCCAUAGCUACGGAUAGUAGGGGCAAGAAUUACAUGAAGCCCCCCCUCAUACAAGGAGAUCAAGCUGCAGACAUUAUUUUUACUUUAUAGUUGGUUACCAUUGCAUUGAACAUCUGACAUUAAUCUCCAUACUGUACCAUUCCACAAUGUCCAUUAUUCUCUACCAUACGU
Messenger RNA from Cryptomeria japonica (Japanese cedar), 1160 nucleotides. RefSeq names its product cinnamoyl-CoA reductase 1. The coding region runs from base 52 to 996 and encodes 314 amino acids. Lineage: Eukaryota; Viridiplantae; Streptophyta; Pinopsida; Cupressales; Cupressaceae. The record is from RefSeq and is a predicted model, not a curated record. The transcript has 6 exons. Gene Ontology annotation, molecular function: oxidoreductase activity, acting on the CH-OH group of donors, NAD or NADP as acceptor.